CCGAAAUUGGUUGUUGUGACUGGUGAGAGUGUCGUUGUGUACUACAGUACCAUUCUACCCCAAGUCCACAAUACAUCUGCAGUAAAAAACAGGUACUGGGACUGUAAAUCGUAAUGGAUGGUGAGGCUAGGGUUUCUGUUACCGCCGAUAAUGUCAAACCCUCGUACUGGAUUGAUGCGUGCGAGGACUAUCCUUGCGACGAUUUGCUCCACGAAUAUGUCAAUUUUGAAUCCCAUGCCACGGCCACUGUUGGGAAUCCCACUAUUGUCUCCCAAAGCACCAUUCAUGAGUCUAGUGGUCCUGAUCCUUGUUUUUUCGGCGGGAUUGAUCACAUUCUGGAGAAUAUCAAGAAUGGUGCUCAAGUGCCUUCAACCAACUGCAACGUAAAUCAGCGCUCAGCAGUGGAAUUUGACUCUUGUUGUCUAAACGAUCCCAACAAUUUCAGUCACAAAGAUGGUAGUUCUGCACACCUACACACCACUACUAACAUGGAGCUGAGUGGAAGUGGUUUUGGGAAGAUUCGGUCUGUAUAUAAAGUGAAUGAAUACUCGCAAGAGCACAUCAAUCAAUUUGAUGACAAAGGUAGAUAUGGCAAAAGGGGGCGUCUCAGUGAAAACAUGAAAGAGAGAAGAAACCCUGAAAGACCUCUAGGUAGGAAGAGACGUCGCCAGUCUAGUGAUGUUAGUAGGCGGCCUGACAAGGAUGAUAUUAAAGGAAGAGAACGGCAAGGGUGUUUCAGGAGGCAGAGAGAUUGGAAUGAUGGAAGAGGCUAUUGGGAGAGGGACAAAGAGAGGAAUGAAACGGUUUUCCGAACAGGUUCCUGGGAAGCUGACCAGAACAGAGGGAAAGUCGUCCUCUACUCUGGCAAACAUGUUGAAAGGAAUGGAGGAGGAUUGGAGAUGAAACUUGAGAAACCUAAGGAACACCAAUGCCCUGAACAGCAGGCUCGUAAAUACCAAUUGGAUGUUCUUGAACAGGCAAAACAGAGAAACACUAUUGCUUUUCUCGAAACAGGGGCUGGGAAAACACUCAUUGCAAUCCUUCUUAUAAGAAGCAUUUACUCUGAUUUGCAAAAACAAAAUAAAAAGAUGCUGUCUGUUUUUUUGGUUCCUAAGGUUCCACUGGUUUACCAGCAAGCAGAAGUCAUUCGUGAAAGAACUGGCUAUCAAGUAGGGCAUUACUGUGGUGAAAUGGGACAAGAUUUCUGGGAUGCUCGGCGGUGGCAGCAUGAGUUUGAGUCCAAACAGGUGUUAGUAAUGACAGCUCAAAUUUUGCUGAACAUCUUGAGGCAUAGUAUAAUAAAAAUGGAAUCUAUUAAUCUCCUUUGUUCUGGAUGAAUGUCAUCAUGCUGUGAAGAAGCACCCCAUACUCUUUAGUAAUGUCCGAAUUCUAUCACACUACUCCAAAGGAAAAAAGGCCCUCAGUUUUUGGGAUGACUGCUUCUCCUGUUAACCUAAAAGGUGUUUCCAGCCAAGUGGACUGUGCAGUUAAGAUUCGUAACCUGGAGAUUAAACUGGACUCUGUUGUUUCCACUGUAAAUGACCGCAAGGAGCUGGAGAAGCAUGUGCCAAUGCCAUCUGAAACCGUAGUAGAGUAUGAUAAAGCUGCUACUUUAUGGUCUCUUCAUGAUCAAAUUAAACAAAUGGAAGUGGUAGUUGAAGCAACAGCCCAUUCAAGUUCAAGAAAAAGUAAAUGGCAAUUUAUGGGUGCUCGAGAUGCUGGAGUUAAGGAAGAGUCGCGUCUAGUUUAUGGUGUGUCUGAAAGAACUGAAAGUGAUGGUGCUGCUAAUUUAAUUCAAAAGUUAAGGGCUAUAAACUAUGCACUUGGUGAACUAGGACAAUGGUGUGCUUUUAAGGUUGCCCACUCGUUCCUAACAGCUUUACAAAGUGAUGAGAGGCCAAGCUUCCAACCUGAUGUUAAGUUUCAAGAAUCUCAUCUCAGUAAAGUUGUCGAUCUGUUGCAAUGUAAGCUGAGUGAGGGGGCAGUUGCAGAAAGUAAUUUUCAAGUUAUGGAUGCAGAUCAUUGUAAGACUCCAGAAAGUAACAUGACUGAUGAGAUAGAGGAGGGAGAGCUUCUGGACAGUUAUGUUAUGUCUGGUGGAGAGCAUGUCGAUGUGAUAAUUGGAGCUGCUGUUGCUGAUGGAAAAGUGACACCAAAGGUUCAGUCCUUAAUCAAGGUUCUUCUCAACUAUCAACACACAGAGGAUUUUCGUGCAAUUAUAUUUGUUGAACGUGUUGUUGCUGCUUUGGUUCUUCCAAAGGUAUUUGCAGAGCUACCCUCACUAAGUUUCGUCAAGUCAGCAAGCUUGAUUGGGCACAACAAUAGCCAAGAUAUGCGGACUAGUCAAAUGCAGGAUACAAUUGCCAAAUUCCGUGAUGGGCGGGUUAAUUUGCUAGUUGCCACUAGUGUUGCUGAGGAAGGUCUCGAUAUACCGCAAUGUAAUGUUGUCAUCCGCUUUGAUCUUGCAAAAACUGUUUUGGCUUAUAUUCAAUCCAGGGGCCGUGCUCGAAAGAAAUGUUCCGAUUAUAUUUUGAUGGUUGAAAGAGGAAAUUUGUCACAUGAAGCAUUUCUAAGGAAUUCUAGAAACAGUGAAGAGACAGUGCGGAAGGAAGCCAUUGAGAGGACUGACAUUAGCCAUCUCAACGGAGCCUCCAAUUUAGUCUCCACAAGGGCAUUGCCCGAUACAUUUUACCAGGUGGUUUCCACCGGUGCUGUUGUGAGUUUAAACUCUGCUGUUGGACUCAUCCACUUUUACUGCUCCCAGUUGCCAACUGACAGGUAUUCCAUUCUUCGUCCUGAGUUUAUAAUGGAGCGUCUUGAGAAGCCAGGAGCACCAAUGGAGUACUCAUGCAGGCUUCAGCUCCCCUGCAGUGCACCAUUUGAUAGACUUGAUGGUCCUAUAUGUAGUUCCACUCAUCUUGCACAACAGGCAGUUUGUUUGGCUGCGUGCAAAAAGCUCCAUGAGAUGGGAGCCUUGACUGACAUGCUCUUGCCAGACAAGGGAAGUAGAACAGAAUCUGAAAAGGUUGAGGAAAGUGAUGAAGGUGAUCCCCUUACAGGAUUGGCUAAACACAGGGAAUUUUAUCCAGAAGGUGUUGCUGAGAUUCUGCAGGGAGAGUGGAUUUUAUUAGGGAAGGAACAUUCUAGCAGCUCGAAAUUCUUCCAUCUGUACAUGUAUGCUGUAAAAUGUGUAAAUGUUGGUUCCUCAAAAGAUCCAUUCUUAACUCAGGUGUCAGAGUUUGCUGUGCUCUUUGGCAAUCAAUUGGAUGCAGAGGUAUUAUCAAUGUCUAUAGAUUUGUUUAUUGCUCGCACUGUGAUAACAAAAGCUUCUCUUCUCUUCCUGGGAUCAAUAGAAGUUACAGAGGCUCAGUUGGCAUCACUGAAGAGCUUUCAUGUGAGACUAAUGAGCAUUGUAUUGGAUGUUGAUGUUGAGCCAUCCACCACACCAUGGGAUGCUGCGAAGGCAUAUUUAUUUGUUCCUGUUUCUGGUGGCGAAUCUGGGAAAGAUAUUGAUUGGCAACUUGUUGAAAGUAUAAGUAAAACAGAUGCAUGGAGAAAUCCCCUGCAAAGAGCUCGUCCUGAUGUUUACCUUGGCACCAAUGAGAGAGCGCUUGGUGGGGAUAGAAGAGAAUAUGGUUUCGGUAAGUUGAGGCAUGGCUUUGCUUUUGCGGUGAAGUCCCAUCCUACGUAUGGCAUUAGAGGUGCUGUGGCACGAUUUGAUGUGGUGAAGGCAUCUGGUUUGGCUCCUAACGCUCUAACCGUUAAAAUGCCUGAUGAUGUGAAAUUGAGAGAUAACUUGCUAGUGACGGUUGACUGUUAUUCAAGGCCAGAAGACCUGAUUGGGAGGAUCGUCACUGCAGCACACUCGGGAAAAAGAUUUUAUGUUGAUUCCGUUCGGGAUGAGAUGACAGCUGACAGUUUAUUUCCAAGGAAAGAAGGAUAUCUGGGUCCCAUGGAGUACAGAACUUAUGCUGAUUACUAUAAGCUGAAAUAUGGAGUUGAUUUGUUAUAUCGGCAACAGCCUCUACUGAGAUGUCGUGGUGUUUCAUAUUGCAAGAACCUUCUUUCCCCUCGCUUCGAACACUCCGAAGUUCAAGAUAGUGAGUAUGACGAGACUAAUGAGAAAACAUAUUAUGUUUUCUUACCCCCCGAGCUCUGUUUGUUGCAUCCACUUCCUGGUCCACUGGUUCGUGGGGCCCAAAGAUUACCGUCUGUGAUGAGGAGAGUUGAAAGCAUGCUGCUUGCCGUGCAGCUUAAAGAUAACAUAAGCAACUGUGUCCCUGCUUCAAAGAUCCUGGAAGCACUGACAGCUGCUUCUUGCCAAGAGACAUUCUGUUAUGAAAGAGCAGAGCUUCUUGGGGAUGCUUAUUUGAAAUGGGUUGUUAGUCAGUUUCUUUUCCUCGAGUUUCCCCAAAAACACGAAGGCCAACUAACAAGAUUGAGGCAGCAAAUGGUGAGUAACAUGAUGCUGUAUCAAUAUGCAUUGGCCAAGGAACUGCAGUCAUAUAUUCAAGCAGACCGGUUCUCUCCGUCAAGGUGGACUGCUCCUGGUGUUCCACCUGUGUUUGAUGAGGACACAUGUGAAGGGGAAUCAACGCUGUUCGAUGAUGAAAGUGGAGAAGGAAUAUCUCAUAAUACUGAUGAAUAUGGUGGAAAUGAGAUGGAAGAUGGUGAGCUUGAGAAUGAUUCAAGUUCAUAUCGUGUUCUCUCUAGCAAGACUCUAGCUGAUGUCGUGGAAGCACUUAUUGGCGUGUAUUAUGUUGAAGGUGGAAAGCAUGCAGCGAACCACUUCAUGAAAUGGAUUGGAUUUAAGAUCGAUUUUUAUUCCAGUGACUUUAAGAGAAGAGAGAUUGUGCCCAGUAACGUUCCUGAGAACAUACUGAGGAGCAUUGACUUUGAAGCACUUGAAGGUGCUUUGAACACGAGGUUCAAUGAGAAAGGUUUACUGGUGGAAGCAAUUACACAUGCCUCACGUCCAUCUACUGGAGUCUCUUGCUACCAACGACUGGAGUUUGUUGGUGAUGCAGUACUGGACCAUCUUAUCACUAAGUACUUGUUCUUCACCUACACAGAUCUGCCCCCCGGACGCUUGACUGACCUGCGAGCUGCAGCUGUUAACAAUGAAAACUUUGCACGUGUUGCUGUUACACAUAACCUUCACAUACACCUCCGUCAUGGAUCUAGUGCUCUUGAAAAGCAGAUUCGAGACUUUGUUUUCGAAGUGCAAAAUGAACUGUCAAAAACAGAGAUCAAUUCUUUUGGUUUAGGGGAUUGCAAAGCUCCCAAGGUUCUUGGUGACAUUGUUGAAUCAAUUGCAGGGGCUAUUUAUCUUGAUAGUGGCUGUAACACAGCAGCCGUGUGGAGGGUAUUUCAGCCAUUGUUGCAUCCAAUGGUUACUCCAAGUACACUUCCAAUGCAUCCAGUUCGUGAACUGCAAGAACGGUGUCAACAUCAAGCAGCAGGCCUGGAGUAUAAAGCGUAUCGAAAUGGAAAUAUAGCAACUGUUGAGGUAUAUGUUGAUGGUGUCCAGGUUGGAAUAGCUCAAAAUCCUCAAAAAAAAAUGGCUCAAAAACUGGCUGCAAGGAAUGCCCUUGUUGCAUUGAAGGAGGAGGCUGUUGCUGCUCAAGCUAACAAGGGUCAAGAUGAUGAGAAUAAGAACAUUUGCAGCCACACAUUUACGAGACAGACCUUGAAUGAUAUUUGUUUACGUAGAAAUUGGCCAUUGCCAUUGUAUAGGUGUGUCCAUCAGGGUGGUCCUGCACACGCAAAGAGAUUUACCUUUGCAGUACGUGUAAAUACGUCUGAUAGAGGAUGGGUAGAUGAAUGCAUUGGAGAGUCUAUGCCGAGUGUGAAGAAAGCUAAGGAUUCUGCUGCUGCCGUUCUCUUAGAACUCUUUAGUAAAUGGUAUACAUGAUGAUACUCAGUGGGGAUUACUUUGCCAAAUGAGUGCCAAGGAUGACAAGAUAUUAUUGUUAUUAUUUUGUUGGUAUUGACAUUGGUAUUGGUGGUAAAAGAUGCAAUAGAUUUCAGAUGGCCUCUGGAACAGGCAGUACAAUUUCUUGUUGUUAUUAUUAUUAUUAUUAUUAUUAUUAUUAUUAUUAUUAUUAUUAUUAUUAUUAUUAUUAUUAUUAUUAUUAUUA
Messenger RNA from Cuscuta epithymum, 6140 nucleotides. The record is from the annotation of a GenBank genome assembly. Lineage: Eukaryota; Viridiplantae; Streptophyta; Magnoliopsida; Solanales; Convolvulaceae.